AAAUCAGAAAAUCCGGAUUUCUGCGUCGUCGGCCAUGUUCAGUUGUCAUUAUGCUCUCAAAUGUCAUCAUAUUGUCAAUAAAGUUGACCGUGUAAGGUCCGCUUUUCGUGUGCGGUUUUAAUGAUUUUAUAUUUAGCUCUUGUCGAAAUUUAAUCUUCGUUUUCAAUGGCAACUAAAGUUAAUCAAGCCGAUAGGAAAGGAAAAACCAAGAAUGGAGAUCUGAAAAGUAUAUGGAAUCGUGCGAUUACACCUCAUUCGGAAUGGAUUGAAAAGGACGAUUUUUUGGACGUGAUCUACUGGUCACGCCAAAUUGUAGGAAUUUUCAUCGGAAUAGUAAUGGGUAUCAUUCCUCUGAAAGGAUUCAUCGCAAUAGCUUUAUUUGUAAUGAUCAAUUGCGGCAUUGUAUAUUUGUAUUGCACAAACUUCCAAAUGAUUGACGAAGAAGCAUUUGGAGGAAUAUGGGAAAUUAUAAAGGAAGGCUUCAUGACUUCAUUUGCCUGUUUCCUGGUAACGUGGAUUGUUCUCUACACAGGAAUACAUUUCGACGAUCUGUCCAUGGAGAAAUUGCAUCUAUCAUAUUUUUGGGAGGCUGACUAUUGAAGUUGUGUCAAGUCGUACCUCUAUUUGCGAGAAACCAGAAUAGCUUGAUUUUGAUGCACAUCGUUUUUCCGCAAAACCUGCUCGAAUUUGCGAUUUAAUAAUAUAUAGGAUAUGUUCUUUUAACAGUACACUGUUUUAUGUGAAUUAGAAUAUAUGUUAUGUAGCUUUCAGAUAUGAAGUAAUUCAAUGAUACGGUGGUGAACUUUGAAGUCGAUUGUUUAUUAAUCAUAGAAAUUUUCUUCUAUAUAAUCCUUCAGCUUGGGUGGCAGUGGAAGGUUCAUGAUAUCUCUAGUAUCUAUUUGUUGUCUUAUAAUAAAUCUGCAUAAAUGCUGUAGUGAGGAAACCUCAUAAAAUCUA
This is a messenger RNA of Toxorhynchites rutilus septentrionalis, 957 nucleotides long. RefSeq names its product GEL complex subunit OPTI. Lineage: Eukaryota; Metazoa; Arthropoda; Insecta; Diptera; Culicidae. Gene Ontology annotation, biological process: mitochondrial respirasome assembly. Bases 166 to 600 code for a protein of 144 amino acids. The record is from RefSeq and is a predicted model, not a curated record. The transcript has 4 exons.